UUCGUUCAACAAGGAUCGUACUCUGGGAUUUUCUGCCUUGAUCGGUAAUGUACUCUACUGAGAAGGGAUUUCAUUUGCCGGGAUGGAUUUCCAAGAGUACAGGGUCAGAGGUAAGGAGAUGGUGGACUACAUAGCGGAUUACCUAGAGAACAUCCGGGACCGGAGGGUGUAUCCGGCAGUCAAGCCAGGGUACAUCCGGGAGUUGGUGCCGGCACACGCCCCUCUGGAGCCAGAGAACUGGGACACCAUCUUCGGUGACAUUGAGAGAGUAGUCAUGCCAGGGGUGACACAUUGGCAAAGUCCCUACAUGCACGCUUACUUCCCGGCGCUCAACUCUAUACCUUCGUUGCUGGGGGACAUGCUAGCCGAUGCUAUCAACUGUUUGGGAUUUACAUGGGCUUCCAGUCCUGCGUGCACAGAACUAGAGACGGUCGUGAUGAACUGGCUAGGAAAGAUGAUUGGUCUUCCAGAGGAGUUUCUACACACAAGGAGUGAUAGCAAGGGAGGAGGUGUUAUACAGACUACAGCGAGUGAAGCCACGUUUAUAUCACUACUGGCUGGUCGGACCACGGUCAUCCAGAGGUACAAGGAGGUCGACCAAGGGCUUGAAGACGCGGAAAUCAACAGUCGCUUGGUUGCUUACUGCUCCGACCAGGCUCACUCAUCGGUGGAGAAAGCUGGUCUGAUAGGCCUUGUCAAGAUGAGAUACAUAGAGAGCGAUGAAAACCUCAGCCUUAGAGGGGACCGACUCAGGGAAGCCAUCGCCAGGGACCGAGAAAAGGGACUUGUGCCGUUCUUCCUGUGUGCUACAUUGGGCUCUACUGGUGCCUGCUCUUUCGACAAUCUUGAAGAGGUUGGACCAAUAUGCAAAGAGGAAGGACUCUGGCUACAUGUGGAUGCUGCUUAUGCUGGCAGCGCUUUUAUUUGUCCGGAGUUUCGGAAGUGGCUUAGUGGCAUCAACUACGCGGACUCCAUAGCCUUCAACCCCAGCAAGUGGCUUAUGGUCCAUUUCGAUUGCACCGCAAUGUGGGUUAAAAACAGUGGAGCUCUUCACAGAACCUUCAAUGUGGAGCCACUGUACCUCCAGCAUGAGAAUUCAGGUCUAGCUAUUGACUAUAUGCACUGGCAGAUAGGACUCAGUAAACGUUUUCGUGCCUUGAAACUCUGGUUUGUCAUCAGAAGAUUUGGCAUCAAAGGUCUACAAGCUCACAUUAGAGAGGGAGUUCGCUUGGCUCAAAACUUCGAGGCACUGGUCCUAGGAGACCCCAGGUUUGAGAUUCCCUUUGCCAGACAUCUUGGCAUGGUCGUGCUGCGUAUCCGAGGAGACAACAUCCUCACGGAGCGCCUCCUCAAGCGCAUCAACUCCCGCGGUAACAUCCACUGCGUGCCCGCAUCGCUCAAAGGAAAGUAUGUAAUCAGGUUCACAGUUACGUCUUCUCGCACAACCUUGGACGACAUCACAAGAGACUGGGCUGAGAUCAAGACAACGGCCACAGAGAUAAUCUACGAGAGCUCAGACAUCACAGGGGCUGCAAGACAGAGGGUGCCACUCGGAGGUAUAACUCGAGUAAAAAAUGCAGAUUUUGGGUCAAGCUUGCUUCUUGCCAAUUCACCAAUGUCUCCAAAGAUUGUUAAUGGAAGCUUUGCUGCUAUUUUUGACUUUGGUGAUGCCCAGCUUCUCCUUUUAAUAAGCUUCUGAGCCUUCAAGCAAAGGACA
This is a messenger RNA of Macrosteles quadrilineatus (aster leafhopper), 1717 nucleotides long. RefSeq names its product histidine decarboxylase (gene Hdc). The transcript has 15 exons. The coding region runs from base 83 to 1699 and encodes 538 amino acids. NCBI's taxonomy places the organism in Eukaryota, Metazoa, Arthropoda, Insecta, Hemiptera, Cicadellidae. Gene Ontology annotation, molecular function: pyridoxal phosphate binding; histidine decarboxylase activity. The record is from RefSeq and is a predicted model, not a curated record. Gene Ontology annotation, biological process: histamine biosynthetic process; L-histidine catabolic process.